UUACCCGUCUCGGAUCCCUCUACAUUUCCCCACCCCCAAAAAAUAAAACUAACUCGCUUCUCCAAGUUUUCUCAAAAGCUCUCAUCUUUUAUAAAAGAGAGCUAAAUCUGCUCCUACUUUUCCUUUUUAUUAUCAUUGUCUCCUAUUGCUUUGUUUUUUUUUUUUUUAUGGCUCUCCUCACUUUCUUACCGGAACCGGCGGCCGAACCCAUGAAAGUGGAACAGCCGUCCAAGCGUGGAAGAAACCCGGUGAAAAAGCAAAAGGAAAAGCAACCAUCUUCAUGGGACCAAAUCAAGAAUCUGCUCAGUUGCAAACAGAUCGAAGGGUCGAAAGUUCAUGACCCUUCGAAGAAUAACCAGCUGCCUCAUCAUCACGGCUACUCGAAGCUGGGUUCCUCUUGCAAAUCCAUCUGUAGCUUCAACGACGUCGUUCACGGCAACACCAGGGUUGUUCACAGAGCCGACAACUCGCCUGAGAGUAGCACGGUGGGUCAAGAAACCGGGCUGCUGAGACGCAAAGCCGGGAAUAGCUCGUCAACGCGGUCGUUGUCAGGGUCAACAAGAACCAACAACAGCAGCACGACUUACACGACGUCAUCUUCAUCAAGAGCUAUGCAAUUCAGGAAACUUUCUGGGUGUUACGAGUGUCGUAUGAUCGUUGACCCCAGCAGGUAUCCAUCCUCAAGAACAACUAUAUCUGCCUGCUCACAGUGCGGAGAGGUAUUCCCAAAGAUUGAAAGUUUGGAGCUCCAUCAAGCUGUUCGCCAUGCAGUUUCGGAGUUGGGCCCAGACGAUUCGGGCCGAAACAUUGUGGAAAUUAUCUUCAAAUCGAGCUGGUUAAAGAAGGACAAUCCAAUCUGUAAGAUCGAGCGGAUACUGAAAGUCCACAACACCCAACGCACCAUCCAACGGUUUGAGGACUGUCGCGACGCAGUGAAAACACGUGCUCUCAACAGCACCAGAAAGAACCCCAGGUGUGCGGCUGACGGCAACGAACUCCUCCGGUUCCACUGCACCACAUUGUCGUGCUCCCUCGGAGCGCGCGGCUCGUCCAGCUUGUGUGGUUCCAUCCCCGGCUGCGGCGUCUGCACCAUAAUCAAGCAAGGGUUCCAGAAAAAAGGUGGAGGAGCCGCGGCGGCCGCAGAAUUCAAAGGGGUUUGCACAACGGCUAGUAGCGGGAGGGCCCACGAUUCACUUAAAUGUACGGACGGACGCAGGGCAAUGCUGGUUUGCCGUGUGAUCGCGGGGAGGGUGAAGCGAGUGACGGAAGAUGCGCCGCCGUUUGAGGAGGAUAAUAGCGGCGUCGUAGCGGCUGCGACUGGCUCAUACGAUUCUCUAGCGGCGUACGCCGGGGUCUACUCCAAUCUGGAGGAGUUGGUUGUUUUCAAUCCAAGGGCCAUCCUUCCUUGUUUCGUAGUCAUUUACAAAGCCCAUGAAUCUUGACUCGGCUGACAGCCAAAUAUCAACAUCAAUUUCACAUAAUUACCAAAAUCAAACGAUCCACCUUAACCGUGUACAUAUAUUUUGAUCUUACGUCGUGGCACAUGAGAUCAAAGCCUCGGUUUGUUUUGUUCUUCUUCUUUUCUUUUUUUUUUUAUUAAAUAAAUUGGAUUUUAAUGUUUGUUACCGCA
Gossypium raimondii (Peruvian cotton) is the source of this 1630-nucleotide messenger RNA. RefSeq lists its product as uncharacterized. The record is from RefSeq and is a predicted model, not a curated record. The coding region runs from base 168 to 1442 and encodes 424 amino acids. The transcript has 3 exons. NCBI's taxonomy places the organism in Eukaryota, Viridiplantae, Streptophyta, Magnoliopsida, Malvales, Malvaceae.